AUGACCAUUGAUAUCCGACCUCUUACAACUCAAGACUUUGCGUCUGCUACAGAGACAGUUGAUAAAGCUUUUGCCGCAGAUCCUUUUUUUUCAUGGCUUCAUAAAGGUGAUGAUAAUGUUACCAGAGCCCACCUGGACCUUGAACUCGUUUUCAAAAGAACCAUUCGACACGGGAUCCCGCUGGUUGCAGUAGAUAAUGGACGAUGUGUAGGAGUAGCCCUUUGGGAUAGACCAGGUGAGGAGACUUGGAGUGAAUGGUUUGGAUCUUGGUGGGAGUGGGCUACAGAGCUUGUAUACGAUAGUGUAUACGGAAAACUACCAGCGGUGAGUAUAAAAUAUUGGGUUUUUGAAUGCAUGGUGAAGUCUAACAAACAUUUUAGCGUGUUUUCAUUUUCAUAG
This is a messenger RNA of Sugiyamaella lignohabitans, 399 nucleotides long. RefSeq lists its product as uncharacterized. The transcript has a single exon. The record is from RefSeq and is a predicted model, not a curated record. The coding region runs from base 1 to 399 and encodes 132 amino acids. NCBI's taxonomy places the organism in Eukaryota, Fungi, Ascomycota, Dipodascomycetes, Dipodascales, Trichomonascaceae.